CUCUACGGGAAGUGAUGUGGGGCCAGACGGAAAAUACCCGCCGAGAACCCAAAAAGGGCCGGCAACGGGUGGACGCGAAGCGCGCGCAAGAGCAGCUGCGUGGGGACAGCGAGGUGGAGCCAGACAAAAAGUAAUCUUUUUGAAGAGGACAUGUGAUUGGAAGUUGUCUAAUUGUUGAAGUUUGGGAACAGCAUUUCUAAAGUUUUAGAAGAACACCCAACGAUUUAUACUCCAUCAGGUGAACCACUGAGUUCUUCAUUAUGUCUGAUGGAGAUUAUGAUUACCUCAUCAAGUUUUUAGCUUUGGGAGACUCUGGAGUGGGGAAAACCAGUGUACUUUACCAGUACACAGAUGGCAAAUUUAACUCCAAAUUUAUCACAACAGUGGGCAUUGAUUUCAGGGAAAAGAGAGUGGUGUACAGAGCCAAUGGGCCAGAUGGAGCCAUUGGUAGAGGUCAGAGAAUCCACCUGCAAUUAUGGGACACAGCAGGGCAGGAGAGGUUUCGUAGCUUGACAACAGCAUUCUUCAGAGAUGCUAUGGGGUUUCUUCUGCUUUUUGAUCUGACAAAUGAGCAAAGUUUCCUCAAUGUCAGAAACUGGAUAAGCCAGCUACAAAUGCAUGCAUAUUGUGAAAACCCAGAUAUAGUGUUAUGUGGAAAUAAGAGUGAUCUAGAAGACCAGAGAGUAGUAAAAGAGGAAGAAGCAAGAGGACUUGCAGAGAAAUAUGGAAUCCCCUACUUUGAAACUAGUGCUGCCAACGGGACAAACAUAAACCAAGCAAUCGAGAUGCUCCUGGACCUGAUAAUGAAGCGAAUGGAACGGUGUGUAGACAAAUCCUGGAUUCCUGAAGGAGUGGUACGAUCCAAUGGUCACACCUCCACAGAUCACUUGAAUGAAGAAAAGGAGAAGGGGAUAUGUGGCUGUUGAAGAGUCCAGUGAGCUACACAAUAACUCAAGGGUCUGUGAUCUUCUCUGUGUGUAAUACAUGGCACAGAGAGAGAUGAACCGACGUGUACAAACUGCUUCUCACCGUCCCAAUUAGAGCUGUCAAUUAAAGCAUCUGGUUUCAAAAUUAAUUUGCUGCAGCUUUGUAAAUAUUUAAGAUUCAGCCUGAGAGUUGUGAGAAUGUUUCACAUUGCUAAAAGUGCCUUAUAAAACUUUAGCCCAUGACAGUAGAUCAUUCAAGAAUUGAGGAUUCUGUGGUUACAGAAAAGUACAUUUAUUAAGUAGAAUGACUAAAGAUGCCAUCACCUGCCUUAACAUACAUCAGUCCAGAGUCCAACUCUUAAAAUCUUAGGUACAAUUAUAAAACAAUCCAAAUUUUAAAAACCAUACUUGUACUCUAGGUGACCUUGUAAAAUGCCAUCUAAACCACUUGAAUGUUAACUAACAAUAUAUACAAAUGUCAGUUCAAUAUCUGUGAGUAUUUAUAUAAAUAUUAUCUUUAAAAUGAAUAUAGGAUAAAUUAUGGUUAUGUCUAUAGACUCUGGAUAAACUGGAUUGACCAGUUAUACACUCGCUUUGACUCUUGGUAGGUAAGGAAUUGGGGAUGAGGUCGGGGGUGUCUUAAUAUAGCAUGAGCAACUGAAGUGGGGCUUCUAGCUCCCUGCUAUAUUCCCACUGCUCUGAAGGGUUGAUCGAAGGAUCAGGGAAUUAGAUUUUUAUGGCUUUAUUUCACUGUGACCUGUGCAUUUAUAUUUGGCUUAUGUGCUGGCCACAUUUGGACAUAGCUGGUGCUUAUGCUGAAGUUAUUUGUGAUAAGUAAACAUUUAGCUUCUUUGUCUUCAUAUUUAUAAUGUUGGUCUGGCAUCCUCAGACAGUAGUUUUAAUUAGCUUAUGAACUACUAAUCUUUUGUCUCACCAUCAUGCUUUAUGUCAUUGAUAUUUGCAAUUUGUUUUAUUUUUUACAUUGGUGGAAUUGAAGGAAUUAGUUUUUAAUUACAUAAAAUGUUUGUUUGCUAUUUGGUAGAUAAAAGAUGUUUGUAUUUAAGCAGUUAUACUAUAGCUGAAUAUAAGAAAAAUGAAGCUUUCUAUAGCCUGUAUUUUUUAUUGAGAUCACAGGCAUUUAUUGCACUUGCUGGGUCUUGCCAAGCUCAUGGAUUCCUCUGUAAUGCUUAAGAGUCUUCAUAUCAAAUUCAAGGUAGUUUUAAAAUAUGCCUUAUGGCAGGUGUUUAUAAAGGUCAAUAGGGGAAAAUUCUUAUUUAUUAAAGUGGUUUAAAGAAAUUAGAUAAAAAGUUCCAAAGAGCUUAGUCGCUAUUUAGGAAGAAAUAUCACUCAUUGUAAUUUAGACAAAGAAUAAAAGUAAAUGUAUUUUGUGGUGGCAAAUGCUUGAAAGAACUGUAAUGAUAAAAAUACAGUGAUGAUGGAAAGUAAUUAACUUUUAUAUGGUAAUUUUCAAAUAGUUUUUUAUUGAGUAUCCUGUUUUUUUGCCAGUUCCCUCCCACCACUCCUUUAAAACACCUAGCUGUGGUUACUAAGAUCUUACAUAUUUCUAGUCUUGAAAUGAAGACUUCUUUUAAAUACUGAAGAAGUCAUUGAGUCCUGUGCAUUUGAACUGUGUUAUUUCAGUGAGACGAAGAUUCAGACAUUACAAGGGCAGGGUCAUAAUCACAAGCAGUGCCUUUUAAAGUUGCUGUAAGACUUCAGUGAGGUGAAUUAUAAUUUUACUGCUACGUAUCAGGCAGCAUUUUAUAUAUAGUUAAAAAGAAGACAAUAUUUGUAUGUUUCACUUUUUCAAGAACCAAAUGAGCAAUUAGCUAUAUAUCCCAUUGGCCUUAUCUAUAAUACACAAUUAAACAUAUACAUGAUAGAGUGCACAUGCAGGAACUAUCUUUAAUUAUUGAAAUAAAUAACCUGUAUUCUCUUGGGAAAUCACUUGUUUGAAUUUGCUAUUGAAGUAACAUUUUUUGCAUCAAUGUAUUUUUCUAUUUAUAAGAUUGUAUAAAAGUGAAGUGUAUCUUCAGUGAACUUUGUGCCAAUUAAGCUUAUAAUUAAAAAGUAGUCUAGUCAAGUUUGUGUGUGAAUAUAAUUUCAUUUCCUAUCACAGUAAAGUUUCAAAGAAGAAGUUAGAAUACUAGAGAAAACUAAAUUCAGGGAUAGAAAUUUCAUUAGAUGUUUGAUGAGGAGCCAGCCAAGACAACAGGUUCUGGAGAAGGUAAUUCAAGUACAUUAUCACCAAACAUUUAUAGAACACCUACAGUGCAGGCAGUGUUGUACUGGCCAGUCUC
Lynx canadensis (Canada lynx) is the source of this 3226-nucleotide messenger RNA. It is a transcript of the gene RAB27A, whose product is annotated as RAB27A, member RAS oncogene family. Gene Ontology annotation, biological process: positive regulation of exocytosis; melanosome transport. Bases 261 to 926 code for a protein of 221 amino acids. The record is from RefSeq and is a predicted model, not a curated record. Gene Ontology annotation, molecular function: GTPase activity; GTP binding. The transcript is spliced from 7 exons. Gene Ontology annotation, cellular component: melanosome; secretory granule. NCBI's taxonomy places the organism in Eukaryota, Metazoa, Chordata, Mammalia, Carnivora, Felidae.